AUGCACAGGAGAAACAAAUCAAAUGUCGGAUUGCUUCUGCUGCUUUCUCAGAUCUAUCAAGUUGGAUUUACCAGAAUUCCACCUGUCACACUUGUGACUUUGGCAGUAAACAUUUUUCUCUUUUUACAACCCCUGAAAAGGCUCGAGCUAACAUGCAUUAGUGUUGAAAAAUGUCUUUAUAUGAAAGAUUGGCAUCGUUUGUAUCUAUCACCGUUUCAUCAUGCAGAUGACUGGCAUUUAUAUUUUAAUAUGGUCUCUCUGCUUUGGAAGGGAAUAAAGUUGGAAAAAAGGCUUGGAAGUACAUUGUUUGGAUAUAUAAUUGCAUUAUUUUCUGUGCUGGUUGGAGUCAUAUAUAUGGUUUUGGAAAUUGUGUUUGCAGAACUUCUAGAUGAUCCUAUGUACAAGCUAAGUUGUGCUGUAGGUUUUUCAGGAGUGCUAUUUGCUUUGAAAGUUCUUAACAACUUUUAUCACCCUGGAGGGACCAGCAACAUCAUGGGAAUGCACGUGUCAAACAAAUAUGCAUGUUGGUUGGAACUUCUAGCCAUUCAUUUAUUUAACCCAGGGAGCUCUUUUGCAGGACAUCUGGCAGGUAUUCUUGUUGGGCUGAUGUAUAUCAAAGGUCCUCUGAAGACAGUCCUGGAAGCAUGUGCAGGUAUUGCAAUUCCAAUCUCUACCUUUUCAGGACGAAGACACAGCUACAAUUCAGGUUUUAGUUACUCUGGUUAUCCGUCCAACGCACCAAGGGACUAUAAUAUGUACACUGAUGGACUGAGUGAAGAGGAACAGUUUGAAAGGGCAAUGAGAAACAGUCUGAAUGGUGGAGGUGGCGGUUCAAGAAAUUACAAUAAUGAAAGGAGACCCAAUGACUUCUGGUUUCCCCCAGGAGAGCUAUCAGCAGAAGAACUCCGAAGGCACAGGCUUACCAGAUACGAAAGGCAGUAA
Molecule: messenger RNA, 942 nt
Organism: Euleptes europaea (tarantolino)
Lineage: Eukaryota; Metazoa; Chordata; Lepidosauria; Squamata; Sphaerodactylidae
Gene: RHBDD1
Product: rhomboid domain containing 1
Exons: 7
Coding region: 1-942 (313 amino acids)
Cellular component (GO): membrane
Molecular function (GO): serine-type endopeptidase activity
Source: RefSeq, a predicted model, not a curated record